AUGGCGAAGCUCUUCUGUGCGAUCGUUGGCGUGGCGGGCAGCGCGUUCUCGGUGCGAGUGGAUGAGAGCGACACGGUGGACGACUUGAAGGACGCGAUCAAGGCGAAGAAGCCGAACGACUUCAAGGACAUCGACGCAGACAAGCUGCAGCUCUUCCUGGCGAAGAAAGACGAGGGCCGCGGCGCGUGGCUGACGGAGGCAGACGUGAAGAAGGGUGUGAAGGACACCACUGGCCUGAAGCUGUUGGAUAAGGCGCGAGCGAGGCUACGGCGUGUGGGGUUGUCGGACAAGGAUGUCGGUGGAGUGGAUGAAGAAGAAGAAGCAGAAGGGAGAGGCCCUGUGAACGUGCUGGUGGAAGUUCCGGAGGGGGGGAAACGCAAUCGGUCGGAUGAGUGGUUCGGGGAGACCUCCCACCCGAUGAAGAAGCGCCGAGUGGAUGCGGGAGUGGACGAGGAGAGGAGAUUCUUCGACAUGAGAGACUUCCCUCCGCUGCUGGCGCACCCCAAGGUGGAAUUCAAAACGAUCGUGGAGAGGAAGGCGUAUCUUGUGAUUUUCGCUCAGUUGAUGGAUUACGCGAAAUCAUGCUUCGAAUACAAAAGUAAACCCGGCAAAGAUUCCAACGUGAUAGUCACGGGGAACCCUGGGACUGGGAAGAGUCGCUUCUUUCUGUAUUGCAUCUUUCAACUCGUUCGUCGUGAGCGAGAUGAUGUCAAACAGCUUCCCCCGUACGAGUUGGUGCUGAACUACGGCAGCACGUUUUACAAGUACGAUGCAACAAAAGAUGAAUUUGUCGAGUUGGACGGAGAAAGUGUUGAGUUGCUUCGGACACAACCUCGUGUUCUCCGUCUUGUCGAGGCAGCAUCAACACACCUUUCUGGCUGGAAAGGAGUUUCGGUUUUGUUUGCUUCUCCGGGUGCUGAAGGCGUGAAUGAUUUCGAAAAAGUGGACGGAUUGACGUAUAUCAUGCCGACGUGGACCUUGGAGGAGCUGGCAGAAUACAACUCAUUGCUUCCAGAUGACUUGAAACUCGCCGAAGACGUUUUGGUUUCGAGAUUCGACACGUUUGGUGGAGUUCCGCGGUUCAUCUUCGCGCAGGCGAGGGGUGAAACCAUGGCUAAACUGCACAAAGCGAUCAAAUCAUUCAGUGCACUGAAAAUCAUCUCCUAUUGCAAAGAAAAUGCUGCUGUAAUGGAGAACAACUAUAGCCACUGCGUUCUUCAGAUGAUUCCCACGCAAGACAACUACCGCGCGAACUUCCAUUUGGAUUUUCUGUCCAUGCACGUCGCCGAUGCGAUUAUUGACAAAGUGCACGGGGAAAGUCUGGCAAGGGUCUCGGAGUUCGCUAUUCUGCACGAUGCUGAUGAUUCGGGAAGUACAGCUGUCAUUCGUGGCAAGAUGUACGAGCUACUCUGCCACAAAUGGCUUAGCCUGCAGAAGGAGAGAACGUUGCACUUCCGCUCGUUGUGCUCGACGACUAUGGGAGAUUUGACUAUUCCGAAAGAGAUGCAAACGGUACGCUUCGCUGUUCUCGACAAAGUUAAACUCGCUAAGAGCUGGACGUACUACCGGCCAACAUCUAAAACGUUUGGAGCGCUGGAUGCAUUCAUCUGGGAUGGAUCCAGCAAAUGCUACGGGUUGCAGAUGACACUGAACGAGAACCAUGGAAUCAACGCUGCGCCGCUAAACAAAUUUCUCGAGUGGCUACAGAAAGCUGGCGUGAGUGCAGACCACUUCUACUUCACGUUCCUGGUUCCAAGUAACAUUGCAACCUCAUACAAGAAGCAAUCAGCAAGGACGGCGACUGGUGCAGUCAGCAAAGCCCCUGGAGCUGCCGCGGGGGUGAAUCAGUUUGUGGCUGUGCUGGACGUGACUGGUAGGGACGAAUGAAUAUUGUUGCGCACUUCUGGCUUGAAGAGGACUAGUGACCAAGUUCAUGCGGACCUACGAGCGGGUGCUGGAGGCGAAGAACAGGCUGGAAGUGGGCUGGCACCUACUGUCGCGAUACUUGUCGCGGCUCGCGGGUUCCGCUGGAGACCAAGUUCUGCUGCAGCUUCGUUUGUCGCGCGCAGCCCUCUGUCGAAAGGCUGCGGUUUCAGCAUUGAGCGCGCUCAAGUCGGCGAUGUCCUCAUCACCCCG
This is a messenger RNA of Phytophthora sojae, 2136 nucleotides long. RefSeq lists its product as hypothetical. Lineage: Eukaryota; Oomycota; Peronosporomycetes; Peronosporales; Peronosporaceae. The transcript has 2 exons. The record is from RefSeq and is a predicted model, not a curated record. Bases 1 to 1887 code for a protein of 628 amino acids.